AUGGCCGCUCAGACCAGCAUCCCACCAGACCUUUCCGACGCUGACAGAACCAUCAUAUUUCAAAGUCUUGACACGGAAUUGAAUUCAAGGAUACUUUACUCUCUAUUAACUGGGUUAUAUACCGGAGUCGUUGCCGUCAUGUUGUGGAACAUCUUCACGAACAAGUCCCGGCCUGUCGGAUGGGCUAUAGUCGUCGUCAUAACCCUCCUCUAUAUUGUUACUAAUCUUUGGACGGAAAAUGUGUUUUACGGGAGUCCUGGAGUAACGACGAUAAUUAGUGCGGGUACGGCAAGCGCCAUCGGUACUAUCCUCGCGGAUUCUACCAUGAUCUGGCGCUGUUGGAUAGUCUGGGGCCGGCAAUGGGUGAUCGUUCUCCUGCCUAUACUUUUCCUUCUUAGCGCAACUGCAUUCAAAAUUGUUGCUACACUUUUGAAUUCGUGCUCUAUUCAUCCUUCCCUCCUCGCUACAACUUUCUGGUGCACCGCUCUUAUCGUCUACCGCAUUGUCACUGUAGGAGGCGAGGCAGUGGGGGGUGGAGUGAGAACUUACCGUCAUAUCAUCGAGGUCUUGGUCGAGUCGUCGGCUCUUUAUUCAGCAUGCUUAAUCUUAUACGUGGGGUUCUACGCUCGUGAUUCCUACGUGGGACCGUACUUUGAUAUCUUAGCGGGAAGUGCAAGGGGAAUUGCCCCGACCCUCCUUGUAGGACGUGUUGCCGCAGGUCAUGCCCGCCCAGAUGACUCGUGGCAGGGGAGUGUGGUAUUGGGCUCGCUCCGCUUCACUUUUGGGACGCACACCAGAGGCCAUGGUUCCACGAUGAGCGACGAUCCUGAAGCUCAGCGGGAGGGAGGUAACGAGUAUGGUCAUCCCAUCCUCUCAGCGGAAUCCCGGGGAAAUGGUCUCGACGCCCAGCAAGAUAGACCGGAAGACGAUCCAAACACCGUACUUGUUGUUUCAAGGGAUUGA
Desarmillaria tabescens is the source of this 963-nucleotide messenger RNA. RefSeq lists its product as uncharacterized. Bases 1 to 963 code for a protein of 320 amino acids. NCBI's taxonomy places the organism in Eukaryota, Fungi, Basidiomycota, Agaricomycetes, Agaricales, Physalacriaceae. The record is from RefSeq and is a predicted model, not a curated record. The transcript has 8 exons.